AUGGGAAAAGCUUGGGCUAACCUUGAUCAAAGCGAGAAAUGGUCGCCCAAAGGAAUCGGUGCUAUACUCAAAGUCGAAGAUGCAAUUGCCUACCGACACUACAAAGUGUUCAGAGCUUUGAGGAAAAAGCUCAACAAUAAAGGUGGUGAACACCCCACCACAUUCCCAGAUUGGUGGAGUCGAAUCAAUUCGAUCGAUGACGAUGUCGCUGCUUGCGCCAAGGAAGAACUUGAGAGUAUCAUUCUCAACCAUGAUAGAGUCUUUCUGUUGGUGGAUAGGAGAUUCGCUGACGUCUACAUCCCCUUGUUUAGAUAUCCUCAAAUGAUCGAACCCCUCUCUGAUAGAGAGAUAAGGAAGAUGGUCGAACGAAAGAGGACUUCGCCUUUCCAUACCUACAAGCCUACCGAUGAGCUAUACAACUUUCCCAACAAUCUUGUCGAUAACGAUAACGAUGAGCUGCCCAACUACUCUCAUGAUGAGUUAGAGAAGCUUUUCUAUCUUUGGAGAUGUGAUGAAUCCGAUUACGAAUCAACCGAUCAAGGCGAUAGCGAUAGCGAUUCCGAUAAUGAUAACGAUUCCGAGGGUAAUGGUUCUAAUGGAGAUGGAGAUGACUCAAUCACCUUGCCUCGUUCAGAAGUGGACAAGGAGAAUGAUGGUGGUCAUAAUGAAGGUGAUGAGAUUCAGGUAGAUGCAGAAUGA
This is a messenger RNA of Kwoniella botswanensis, 699 nucleotides long. RefSeq lists its product as uncharacterized. The coding region runs from base 1 to 699 and encodes 232 amino acids. Lineage: Eukaryota; Fungi; Basidiomycota; Tremellomycetes; Tremellales; Cryptococcaceae. The record is from RefSeq and is a predicted model, not a curated record. The transcript has 5 exons.